AUGUAUCUAUCAAGGUCACUAUUAUGGACUGUCUCAGCGUUCGUCGUUGUCGCGGCACAGUCCACGGAUGGUAUUCUCAAUCUCGUGAAAAGACGACUGCCAAACCAUGUCAAUGAUUUUGAAUUUCACCUUCUCGGAAAUAGUACCGGUCUACUUCCUUCAGCGAUAAAUGCCACAAAUGACGAGUACAGCGUCUCUUCGACGUCAGAUGGCAAGAUUUUGGUGGAAGGAAAUUCGCUGAUUGCUUUGGCGAGCGGAUUACACCGGUAUUUAACCGAUACGGUACAUGUUGAUAUCUUCUGGUAUAUUGGGAGCCGUCUAGAUCUUGCUCCGUUGCAUUUACCGCCUCUGGAUGUCCCUAUUAAUGGCUCAAGCAUCGUGCCAUGGCGAUACCAUUUCAAUACUGUCACGUUCUCAUAUACUGCCGCAUUCUGGACUUGGGAGGAUUGGGAAUUGGAACUUGACUGGCUAGCCCUUCGGGGCGUAAAUCUUCCCCUGGCUUGGGUUGGAUACGAGAAGAUUCUCGUAGAGACUCUUCAAGAACUUGGUAUGACCGAUGCUGAAAUCCUCCCCUAUUUCAGUGGCCCCGCAUUCCAAGCCUGGAACCGUUUCGGGAAUAUUCAAGGAUCAUGGGGAGGCGAAUUACCCAUGGAGUGGAUUGAUGGACAAUUCGAACUGCAAAAGAACAUCACUGCUCGCAUGGUGGAGCUGGGAAUGACCCCUGUGCUCCCCUGCAUCACCGGCUUUGUCCCAAGAGCUAUCACUCGCGUUCUACCCGAUGCAAUGGUAGUGAAUGGUUCUCAAUGGGACGGAUUUCCUGUCGAUUAUACCAACGUCACCUUUCUGGAGCCUGUGGAUCCUGCGUUUACUGAACUGCAGAAGAGCUUUAUCUCUAAGCAAGCGGCAGCAUAUGGAAACAUUACGCACAUUUACACACUUGAUCAGUACAAUGAGAACCAUCCAUACUCAGGUGACCUGGACUACUUGAAGAAUGUGUCUUACAACACAUGGAAAAGUCUUAAAGCCGCAGAUCCAGAAGCUAUUUGGCUGAUGCAAGGCUGGUUGUUCUACGACCAAGAGGAAUUCUGGACUGGCGAACGCAUUGAAGCUUAUCUAGGCGGUGUUCCAGAGAACGGAGAUAUGUUGAUCUUAGAUCUCUUCUCGGAAUCAUAUCCUCAGUGGCAACGCACAAACUCGUACUUUGGGAAGCCAUGGAUUUGGUGUCAGCUUCACGAUUAUGGACAGAGUAUGGGCUUAUAUGGCCAGAUCAUGAAUGUGACGAUCAAUCCUAUCGAGGCACUGGCAAAUUCUACGUCGCUGGUAGGCUUUGGAUUGACGAUGGAGGGCCAAGAGGGUAAUGAGAUAAUGUACGACUUACUCCUCGAUCAAGCCUGGUCUGGAUCUCCCGUCGACACUGAGACUUACUUUCACAACUGGGUCACCCGUCGAUAUGCUGGAAGUGGUAACGUACCUGAGCAACUCUACUCAGGUUGGGAAACCAUGCGUUCAACUGUCUACAACAAUACGAACCUCAGCAGCGCAGUUGCAGUCACGCGAUCCAUCAUGGAACUGUCCCCAAAUAUAACAGGUUUAACAGGCCAAAUUUUGACGACAAUAAACUACGACCCAGCAAUGCUCUUGUCCGUCUUCUACACUAUGUUCUCCGCAGCCCAGAUCAAUCCUGCAUUAUGGCAAAACCAAGCCUACCAGUAUGAUAUGGUCGACAUCACGCGCCAAGUCUACAGUAACGCCUUCCAAUCCGCAUAUGAGGAACUCAUAGGCGCCUAUAAUUCACCACACUCCAACACCACCAUCGCCGCAGCAGGAAAGAAACUCACCAAUCUCAUGCACACGCUCGAUGCCGUUCUUCUAACCAACCCCUCUUUCUCUCUCUCGACUCGACUCACCGCCGCCCGUUCCUUCAGCACCAACACCACUCUGUCAGAUUUCUACGAGUACGAUGCUAGGAACCAAAUCACGCUCUGGGGCCCCGAUGGUGAAAUCAGCGAUUAUGCGAGCAAGAGCUGGGGCGGGCUUGUUGGUGGGUAUUACUUGCCUCGGUGGAAAAUCUUCAUCAGCUAUCUUGAGGAGACGGAUGUGGGGAGUUAUAAUACGACUGUGUUGAACCAGAGGUUGAGUGAGUUUGAGAUGGCCUGGCAGAAUGGGACGGGGGUGCAGGAGGGGGCUAUUCAAGGGGGAGUGGGGAGUUUGGAGGAGAUUUUGGGCGAGUUGGUUGGAAGUGGUGUGUUCAGCCGGGGCUAG
This is a messenger RNA of Amorphotheca resinae ATCC 22711, 2262 nucleotides long. Its product is annotated as glycoside hydrolase family 89 protein. Lineage: Eukaryota; Fungi; Ascomycota; Leotiomycetes; Helotiales; Amorphothecaceae. The record is from RefSeq and is a predicted model, not a curated record. The transcript has 3 exons. The coding region runs from base 1 to 2262 and encodes 753 amino acids.